UCCCAGCACUCGAGGUCGUGAAGCAUUUCCGGGUAACUCAAGCUUCUCCGCGCCUUUUCGCUUUAUGGAAUAUUUGAUAUACCCAAAAAACCCGACAGAUAAAAUCCUAGCAUUAUAAUGUUUAGUGUUAACUGCAUCUGUUUAAGUUUAACCCCAUUAAACUAGCACUGAAACAUGCUGCUGCCGUCUGAUGUAGCGAGGCUUGUGCUUGGAUACCUGCAGCAGGAAGGACUGAGUGCUACAAGUCGAGCAUUUAUCCUGGAGAGCCCUAACUUGAGGGAGUAUGCUGAACACAGUACUGAGGAUGGAAUUAUUCCUGCCUGCGUGUUUUCUCUCUUUGGAAAGAACCUGACCACGAUUCUAAACGAGUAUGUCGCUGCGAAGGCGAAAGAAACGUGUCAGGAGAAUCAAAUACCAGCUGUAAUGACCUCGUUGUGGAAGAAACUGGACUUCACGCUCAACCAGAUCAAAUCUAUGCAAAACUCUCCUGCUGUUCAACAAAUCCAGCGGCUUCGCACCCAUAACAGCAUUCAGAACAUGCGCCGUCAGAGGGUCUUGUCCUCACCACAGACUCCUGCCCCUAUGUGCAUAUCAGUGUCUACUCCAGGAAACUGUGUCCCUAGGCCUAUCCCAACUCCUCAGUGCAUCCUGGGACACUCCACCCCCGUGUGCUACACCUCCCAGCAGACAAGACCCUCCAACAUCAGCCUCUCUCAGUCAGAAGAGGCACCUUUAGAAAUAAUGGUACCUGACCAUAGAUUUACCCCCGGACCAUCCGGACCAUUAUCUCCAGCUCGCAGAAAAUGCGAUUCUCCAAGACGAAGAGGAGGUCAGUUUGGGAUUAGCAGAGGCGUUACGGUGACCAGCAUGCUCACGGUAGAAUCACAGAGCCAGGAGGUUGUGACAGAGAAUUUAUCUCAAAUGGUGAUUGAGAAUGCCAGAGAAAAGAUUCUGAAUGACAGAUCUUUACAAGAAAAACUUGCAGAAAAUAUCAACAAAAUCCUGGCCAGCGAUAACAGCCCACAGAUAUCAAAGGCAGCGUGCAACACGGUCACAGAACAAGAACAGUCCAUAGAUGAAAUUCUAGGCCUACAGGGAGAAAUUCAUAUGACUGAUGAUGCCAUCCAGGACAUCCUAGUACAGACUGAGUCAGAUCCUGCUUUUCAGGCUCUCUUUGACCUCUUUGAUUACGGAAAAAAUAAAAUGGCUGAGGGUUGUGAGACUGCUGAUAGAAGUAACAGUGCUCAGGAGAGUGAUGAGCUGGAUCAUAUAGACAGUGCUACAGACACAGGGACUGGACAGGAAGAUUCUACAUCAGGUGGAGAAACCACCACAAGAAUACUAAGGAGUAAGAAUGUAAAAGAGGCAAAAAGUAAAAGGAAGCCAUCCCCUCCUCUUAGUACAAGCAAGUCAGUUCCAGAAGUUUCUCCGUCAUGUGCAGUUACUAAACAAACAGCAGCUCCAAAAGAAAUCGCACAAAACAAAAGAGGCUCCAGCAGAAGCAAAGGCAUAGUUAGCAGGAAGCAGACCAGAGGCACAAGCUCUUCCUUGAAAGGGCAGUUGAUUAACAAAGCACAGACUAAAUCCUCUUCUGAUCCAAGUGUAUCAAGCUCAUCUCUAUCUGAAGAGGGAGCAAGCAUGGAGGUGGAUGAGCCAACCUCUGAUAUGUCUCAGGAAUGCAGUACUGAAGAGUCACUACAACAAGUGCUUCAAGAGAUCUCUCAGGAUUCAACAAACAAUAAAAAAGCUUCAGUGUCCAUUGAGCAAGCAGAACCCUCUCCCAAAGCAGGAGCAGAAUGUGACGUGGAGAAGGCAGGAAGGACACAGCUGGUUGCAAACGAAUGUGAAGCUUUAGGCCAGGAUGUCAGUCAGCAGCCAGAAACAAAUAAGCCUUUACUCAACACAGCAAUGCAGGAACAGGUGUCAAGAUCAGAUACAACCGAGACCGGCAGUCCAGCUCCCAGUUUCUUUGAGCCAUUACCUCCUGUUGUAUCUGGGUCUACAUCUACCAUUUCCUCCUCCGCAGUUAUCAAUCCUUCCCAGUCUGAAACUGCUGAGUCUGACCCUAAUAAAAUAGUAGCUCUUAAGAUCAUCAUCAGUGAUGAGCCUGAGCAACAGGGCAAUGACUCUGCUCUAAACCAAGCUGUUUCCAGCAUCAGCGGUGAUGGCAUCCCUACAAUCUUCCUCUCUCCCCCAGCCAAAUCUCUAUCUAAGUUACUGCCCUCUACCCCUGGAACCAUAAUCACUCCAGAGGAAACUGCACAGGCAGUGAGCAGCUUGCAGGGAGCAGAGACUGCAGGAGACCCAGUCAUAUGUGCACAGAACAAUUUGCAGGUUGCACAGGUACGACCUAUGGCUCCAGAGACUGGUUUCAUUCAGCUGUUACCUGCUAACCCAACCUUCAGAGGACCAAGCAGCUUUUUUGUUGUGACUGAUCCAAAUUCAGGCAUGGACCAGCAUUCCAGUAUGAUGCUGCUUCCAGGUGGUGCAGGAGAAGGAGCAGUAUGUUCUACCCCACACAUUGUGGCUACACCACCUCGAGCUCAGGCUUUGGUUUCCUUUACACCAAAUGUAGCUCAACCCUUCUCACCUGCAUCAACCAUCAUAAUUUCUUCACCGGUUCAACCCAUGAUACAGAAUAUGGCAGUGCCAAUGUCUGUUAUAGGACCGAACAGUACAGGAAAAUUCACUGUAGUACCCAGUCAGAUGUUGGCUUUGCCUAGUACGAAAUUGGUGAACCAAACAGCAAAGGUUGUGUCAAAACCUAAAUUAUUGCCUAAGGAGAAUGUAGAACUGGGCAAUACUGGAACAUCUGUUGGUGGGUCCAGUGAAGUCUCGGACAGCUCUCAGGGCUCAGGGCAACUAAACAGCAGUUCUGGAGCAAGCCCUAGUCAUCGGAGAAUACUUUGCUUUGAUGAAAACACUAGCCAGACAAGUCAAAAUGCAACUACAUCUUCCCCUGUUAUGAAGGAGUCCACAAGGACAGAGAGAAUCCUCCCUAGCAUUUUAGGCAACGCUAAUACCAAGAGAAGGGUCGAGACCAUAAGAUUACCAGAGCCAAGUCAGAGUACAGGAACAAAGGUACCUGAAAAGGCUGCUGAACAUCAGCAACAAAAAGAGGCUACAAAAAUCACACGAAUAGAACCAGGAACCGAUCAGACUGUCAUUUCUUGCACAUCCUUAAACAAUGCUGUUCAGCAAAAUUCAUCUGAUCUAUUGGAGUCCAAAACAACUGAAGGUGAUUUAUCUUCAUUUUCGAAUGCUGAGCACAGUUUCGAGCCGUCUUCUCAGAACCCCAAACCCAAGUCUGCCAGCGUUACAAAAAACACUUCACAAGAAGAAAAAUGUGAACAAAUAACUUUGAAAACACCUGAGAGGCUCUCUGAGAGCAACAUCACACAGGACCUGCCCAACGUUGCUGCAAACAAAGAGAAUGAAUUAAAAGGUGGACCGCAAGAGCUGCAUCUAGGAGUUAACCCAAUAUUGUCUACAGUAAGAUCUGCUACACCUGUGUCUCAGGGAGGUUCGUUGAAGCCAACAAGCAAAACAAGCCCACUUACCAAGCAAGCAGUGGAGAUGCUACAGGACAUCCAGAGCCAGAGCCCCAUAUCCACGCCACCCCGGAGAAGAGGCACCACAGACAUGCCGCUUCCAAAAACACCUGUCCCAGGUUGUCUCCAGACGGACUUGCUGGAUGGUUUGAGGACACCUUUAAGGCAAAGACAUGGGCGUGAAGGAGAGGGCACACCCAAAAAUCUGGCUCCGCCUGCUACACCUGACCUUCCUACCUGCAGCCCAGCCAGUGAGGCAGGGAGCGAGAACAGCAUCAACAUGGCUGCUCAUACACUUAUGAUCCUUUCACGCGCAGCCAGGACAGGCGGGCCGUUAAAAGACAGCUUGCGACAGGAGGAGGCUGGUGCGGCUAAACAGAGUUCUUCCAAAGGAAAGAAGCGCAAGCACACUGAACCAAGCCCUACACCAAAGAAAGAAUUACACCUCACAAGUUCAUCUGGCAGUAAAAAGAAAGCUAAGAAGCAGAAGAAGCUUCUUGAUUCCUUCCCACAAGACCUAGAUGUUGACAAGUUCCUGUCAUCGUUGCAUUAUGAUGAAUGAGGACAAAUUCCAGAAUAAAUGCUGAUGGGACAAUGAGAGAGACAACACAGAGAGUACAUAAGAACAACACUCCCAUUUCUCAUGCUUCAUAUAAUAGUUUUGUAUAGUUGUAUGUGUAAUGCUUACUGUCCUGGGGAGAGUUAUUAUGGAAAAAAGAUUUAUGAUGUAACCAUACAUUGCUGAAGUUCCUGUCAGUAUAAUACACAAGAUAAUUUAAAUCCAUUACUGCAGUUUAGUGCCAGUUGUGCAACAUUCUACAGUAGUUUAAAUGUACAUGAUAGUUUUGUUGAAAGAAAUUCUUAAAAACAGCACCUGUUUUUAAGUUCUUUUGAAAUGUCUACAUUUCUAAACUAAAUAGAAUUGCUACUAAAUAAGGGAAACCUCAGUAACAUUUGGCAGCAGCUCAGUGUAUAAAAGCAGGCAGACUAGGUGUGAGCUUCAGUUAUGGUUCUUAUCACAUAUCAGAAUGUGAAAAGUUCUGUUGUCAUUGACUUUAAACCUGGCAGUGAUGAUGUUGGCAGACAGACUGGUUUAAGUUUUUUCACAAACUGUUGAUCUUCAUGGAUUUUGAUACAAUAGUCUCUAGAUUUACACAGAAUAAUAGGAAAAACAAAAAUGGCCUGUGGGAUGCAGCACCUUGUGAGAGCUCAAAGGAUUGGCCAGGCUGGUUCAAGAUGGCUUUGCCUUGAUGUGUAAAAGUUACACUCCAAGCAGCUGAGAUUAGAAAUCAGAUGCAGCUGUCUAGAGUGGGCACAGACUCACAGAAACUGGACUGUUAAAGUAAAAAAAAAAAAAAGCUUGGUCUGAAGAAACUUGACAUGUAGAUGGUAUGACAAUUUAGCUUCAGCAGUUCAGGCUGCUGGUGGUGGGGUGGUGUAACAGUGUGGGGAAUGUUAUAGCCAAACAUUACCCAUCUUAUAAGGGCUACUUUAGCAUGCUAUCUAACAAAUCACAAGUCUUCUGAAACUGGUCCAUUAACACAAUGAGUUCAGAGUAUUCAAAUGGCCUCCCCAGUCCAGAGAGCUGGAUCCACUGGAGCUCCUUUGUGCUGUGGCCAAAUGGGAGGUUUGCAACAGUUUAUAUGAUGAAGUCAUGUCAACAUGGAGCUAAAAGAAAUGAUGCAACACAUUGUGACAUCCACACCAUGUCUUUGUUCUAAUUCAAGCGGUUGGUGAAGAAACUACUGUGAUAGAAGUGUUUUACUUAUGAUGAAUGGUCUUGUUGUAAAAUAUAUAAAGUGGAAUGAUUUCUACAGCAUGAGAAGGGUACUUGCAGUGCUGUAAUAAAAUCAUUGAUGCAGUUUAUUUUAAGAAGCUUCAAGGAAAUGAUGUUUCUGUACAGCUAAAAAUAAACCACAUGCAGACAACUUUUGACCUACCUCCUCUUAAAAUCUGUGGUGCACCUCACACUUCUGUGGUUUAACACAGGAUCAAGGGGCAAACUGUCACCGACAACCAUGCCAAUGAAAUCACAUAUUCUUACUAAUCUGAUGUUUUAUGUCAACUUUAAAUAAAGCGCUUGAACUGUU
This is a messenger RNA of Tachysurus fulvidraco (yellow catfish), 5641 nucleotides long. It is a transcript of the gene npat, whose product is annotated as nuclear protein, ataxia-telangiectasia locus. Bases 175 to 4113 code for a protein of 1312 amino acids. The transcript is spliced from 17 exons. Gene Ontology annotation, cellular component: nucleus. The record is from RefSeq and is a predicted model, not a curated record. Gene Ontology annotation, molecular function: transcription coregulator activity; protein binding. Lineage: Eukaryota; Metazoa; Chordata; Actinopteri; Siluriformes; Bagridae.